Effrenium voratum is the source of this 1696-nucleotide messenger RNA. Lineage: Eukaryota; Dinophyceae; Suessiales; Symbiodiniaceae. The record is from the annotation of a GenBank genome assembly.
AGUGGUUACUUAGAUUUGGCUUGCCUGCGGCCCUCAGGCGGACAUGUUCCUCCCUUGGAGGACGGUGGUUCCUCCGCCAGUUUGAGCGCGACAGGCACUGGCACAAACCUUCCCCAUGACUUUACCGCGUAUUGGCCCGAUGCUGUUGGUGAUUGCAGCAGUGAUCAUGCAGGCGUCGGGGCAUGCUCAAUGCAAUGUGGAGUUUGCGGAGACCGGCACUUUGCUGCAGACUCGUUGGGCAGAGUCAAAGACUGGAAAGAUGAAGCAGGAGGUUCUGGAGGCUCCGGAAGUUCCAGAGGUUCCUAUCUCGAAUGCUACUGGCUACAUGUCGGAUGAUGACUUCGGAUCCGAGAUGAUCAUUUCCUGGGAUUUGGAUGAGAUUGGCAUGGCGAACUGGCCAACGUCCAAGCGAGGAAUCUUUCAUCGUGGCUUGUGGGCCACGGUUCACUGGGACAGACACCACCAGUUGCCGGAGGGCUGGGGCUUUUACCACGUGCUGAAGUCUGGCGAGCUCUUCGACUGGACCGCCUUGGGCCUUUGCUUUGUGGCGGCGCUGCUCCUGCGGUGGUUCUGGCUCUGGCAGGACUGUGAUGAGAAGAAGUUUUCGUCACACGUGCUUUCAAUGUGCGCUUGGCUGCUGGUUGCCGGCUGUAUGGCCUUGGCGAUGUUCCUCCGCUUUGGCAAGGCAGAUGGUGUGGACUGGAUCGCUGGGUACUUCUUUGAGCUGUUUUUCAUGCUUGAAAAUGUCUUCGUCUUUCGAUCUGUGAUUACUUCACUCAGCUUGCCGUCGCGAACGGUGUCGCGGGUGCUGGAAGGAGUGGUGUGGGCGCAGAUUAUGUUUGAAGCUGUAUUCUUCUUGGGCUUGGCUCACAAGCUGCGGUCCGUGCACUUCUUGCCUCACUUGCUGGGGCUGGGCCUGGCCUGCUUCGGUCUGUCAACCAUGCUGGAGACGGGCAAAUCGCAGACUCCCAUGGCGGCCGUGGCUUCUGUGUUGCAGAACGUGACUCCGCCAACAUCUGAGAGACAUGAUUUGGACGAGGGCUUCCUAACUUUCGAGGGCAAAAGGCUUCAACUGACCACCGCUGGUGUAGUGUUGAUAGCUUUGCUGCUGGUGGAUUUUCUAUGUGAGAUUGACACUGUACUGACAAAGAUAGAAGAAAUUCCGAACCCCUUCGUGGCUUUCAGCUCCUCGGCCUUGGCCGCUUUCUCUUUGCCCGAGCUGUUCUUGCUCAGCCAAGACUUGCUCUUCCGCUUCCCGCUGGUGAAGAGUGGCAUGGGCAUCAUCUUAUGUAUGCUCGGAGUCCAGCUCGUCCUGGCGAACAUCCUGGUGGUGCAGCCGCUGGUGACAUGCCUGCUGAUGAUGAUCGUGAUUCUGGUGUGCAUUGUGCUCUCCAUCCUUCGCGGGGUCACUCCACAGUCCCACUGUGCUGAAGCAGCGCUUGAAUCGUAGAAUGCUGAGGGCUUCCGCGUGUAAAUCGCGCAGGGCCAUAGGUAUUCCAGAAGCUGAAGAAUUAUGGGGGCAACCUUGCUUUCUUUUGUUUAGAAGUUCCAUCUUGAAAGCAGAGAUGGCCGUUUGCCUUUGAGGCUUGGCUGUUGAUGUCUCACCUACACAAUGAGCAGUUGUUUGAUGUUCAAGAUACGUGUUAAGAUGCGCCAAGUCCACAGACACAGCUUGUGAUGGUGCACGAAUGGAGCA